This is a messenger RNA of Drosophila persimilis, 6089 nucleotides long. It is a transcript of the gene Psc, whose product is annotated as polycomb group protein Psc. Lineage: Eukaryota; Metazoa; Arthropoda; Insecta; Diptera; Drosophilidae. Gene Ontology annotation, biological process: negative regulation of transcription by RNA polymerase II. Gene Ontology annotation, cellular component: PRC1 complex. Gene Ontology annotation, molecular function: promoter-specific chromatin binding; metal ion binding. The transcript has 6 exons. Bases 966 to 5567 code for a protein of 1533 amino acids. The record is from RefSeq and is a predicted model, not a curated record.
AGAACGGUUCGUAGCGGACGACACAUUGCGAGUACGGAACAAAGAAAGGAAACGAAUAAAACGCCCCGCGAGAGAGACCAACGCGAAGCAGAGAGAGCGCAGAAAAAAGAAACCGAAGGAAGCAGAAAGAAACAGCCGUCCAGUGAGAGGCCAGAGCGAGCGAGAUAGCUGCAGUGGCGGAACAGCAGCAGGCAGUUAGUUGGCUGUCUACCUGAGUUCGUGUGCGCGCGAGUGUGUGUGAGUGAGUAAAUAGUCGGCAGAGGUUGCUGUACAUAGCAGCGAGCGGCAGAAACAGAAACAGAAACAGCGUGGUCGCAGCUCGCAGUUGAAACGGACGUACGGUGCUCCACAAUAUCGCUACCAAAGUGCGCUCUAAAAUAUUUACAGUAACCAAGUGCACAAGUGUAAACGGCUUAAGUUUUCUAUAAAGCUAAAAUAAUUUAAAAUUAUAAAAAAAAAUUAAGAAAUAUUAAUUAUCAAAUGCAACGGCAACUAUCGGUUGCAUGCUCGAAAUUUCCUUUGUGUCUCGUUCUUGUGUGACAAAUGCCGCAGCAACAGCGGCAGCAGCACUCACUCGGCCUUAUAUACCCGUCCAUAUAAACGGUUCGGUUCACUCUUGUUCGUGUGCGUGUGUGUUUGUGUGCGCGCAGAAAACAUAGAGCAAAGCGGAAUACACAAUAAAGGUGCUUACGAAAGCAGGGCGCCGAUGAGCGCAAAGUGUGAGUGUGUGUGUUCGUGUUUGUUUGUGGAGUAAAGAAAGAAGAGAAGUAAAAGAAAUGAAGCGCUGUGUUAAAGCUGAGCGUUAGCAUACACUGUGGAUUACAAACAAAUACCCUGCAAUUGGAUACAGUUCCCGUACCCCCCGCCUCACGAUGCCAAUUAACUGGCUGGAUUAGCAGCAUACAACCAACCAAAAGAUUGACGCUUGUGCAACACACACGAGCGAAUACGAGGCAACGAGUAUUAUGAUUAUGAUGACGCCAGAGUCGAAAGCGGCAACAACAACUGCACAACAACAGCAACAGCAGCAGCAGCAGCAAGUUUUUGCUGUCAGCAGCAUUAAAGUAAAAAGUGAAAACACAUUAGCAGCAGUAACAGCAACAGUUGCAACACCAACAACAACAACAACUAAUGCAACACCAGCAGCAACGCCAGCAGCAACAGCAGCAGCAACAGCAACAGUAGCAGCAGCAACAGUAGCAGCAGCAAAAAGCAUGUUAGAAAAGAACAUCAAGAAGGAAUCAACGCCACCGGCAACUACUCCUAAUGUCGUCGAAUCAGUCGAGGCCGCCUCCUCCUCCGCCUCAUGCUGCUCAUCGUCGGCCUGGUCGACGACAACGGCCACAUCAGAGGAUGCCAGCAGCAAUGGUGGCGCCUCCGCUGACGAGGAGGCAGCAGAUACUUCCGAUUUGGCAGCACCCGGGAACACCGAACUGGUAACAGCAACAACGCCACGACCAGUCCUGCUGACUGCCGUUAAUCCGCACAUCAUCUGUCACCUGUGCCAGGGCUACCUGAUCAAUGCCACGACAAUUGUCGAGUGUCUGCACUCCUUCUGCCACAGUUGCCUCAUUAAUCACCUGCGCAAGGAUCGCUUCUGUCCACGGUGCGAGAUGGUCAUCAACAACGCCAAGCCGAAUAUCAAAUCGGACACCACGCUCCAGGCGAUCGUCUACAAGCUCGUGCCGGGCCUCUACGAGCGGGAGCUGAUGCGGAAGCGGGCCUUCUACAAGGAUCGGCCGCAGGAGGCAGCCCUGGCCACGCCCGAGCAGCGGGGCGAUGAUACGGAGCACUUGAUAUUCGGCCCCACGGAUAACAUGUCCUUGUCCCUGGAAUACGCGGAGUUGGGUGAACUUAGCACCGAAUCAGAAGUGGAGUUCCUGCGUCCGAGGUACCUCCAGUGCCCGGCCAUGUGUCGGGUGAGCCACCUCAAGAAGUUCGUCUACGACAAGUUCGACAUCGACGUGCAGCGCUUCAGCAUCGACAUUAUGUACAAGGUGAAGACGAUCGUCCUGCUGGACUACUACACCCUCAUGGACAUUGCGUACAUCUACACGUGGAAGCGGGACGCGCCCAUGCGCUUCUACUUCAGGGUGUACGAGUCGCCGCAGCGACAGGUGAAGCCCCCGCCACGUCGCAUGCUCCCAGCUCCCCUGAAGGUGGUGAAGCAGGAGCCGACGCCGGCGCCAGAAGCGCCCAAGGUGGAGCAAACCUCGCCCACAGCAGCUCCGGUAUCGCCGCCUGCCAGCAUAAAGCAGGAGCUGCAGGAGGAGAUCCGUGUGCCCAGUGAGCCCCUCAAGCUGAUCAUCAACCGGAAUAUGUUGGAGAAGCGCGAGAAGAGCCACUCGCCGCAGUCCUCCAAGUCGAGCGCCAAGAGCAAUCAUCACACGCCCACCACUCCAUCCUCCUCCUCCUCCUCCAACUCCUGUCCAUCACCCAGCGGAGAGCUCAAUAUCAAGCUGAAGAUCGAUCUGUCCAAGCACAACAGCGUGACCAUCAUCAACAUGUCCGACCCGGAGCGCAAGGAGAUCGUGAAGCCGCUGAAACCGGAGAAGGAGUCGCGCUCCAAGAACCGCAGCAAGGACAAGGACAAGGACGGCAGUCCCAAGUCCUCGAGCAGCAGCAGCGAACGAAAGCGUAAGAGCCCCAGCCCGCUGACGGUGCCUCCGCUGACCAUACGCACCGAGCGCAUCCUCAGUCCCAGCGGUGUCAGCACCCUCAGUCCACGCUGCGUGGCCAGCAGCUCCUGCCACGAGGAUCCCAAGUCGGAGUUCCUCAAGUCCUUCGCCCUGACGCCCAUCAAGGUCAAGGUGGAGUCCCCGGAGAGGUCCCCCAGCAGCCACAGAGCGCCUACCCCUCCGAAAACGACUGCUUCUGGCUCUGGGUCCGCGUCCCACUCGCAUCACAGCGGCAGGUCCAAGGGCACCCUGGAGGACAGGGAGCUGAUGAGGCCGCCCGCCGGAAUGGCACCCAAGUCGAUUGCCUCUUCGAAGCGCAAGAGCAAGGAGCCCGUCAAGGCCGUCUCCAAGAAGCCGAAGCUCUCGCCGCCCCUGCCUCGCGAGGACUUCAAGAUUCGUCUGCCCGCCACCAAUUCGCAUUCGCAUCCGCCGCCAGCUCCGACCACGCCGCCACCGUUUGUCGGCAGCUUGGAGAAGCUCAUGCCGCCACCGCCAAAGCCCCCGAUGCUGGCGUCACGCAAGCCCCAGCUCGCGGCACAAUUCGCCCCGCCUUCGCCCCACCACCCAGGCAUGCAGAUGGCGGCUCCGGGCAACCGCACGCCCAUCGCCAAGCGCUACCACCCCAUCCUGCCCAAGGCGGCGCGACCCAAUCCGUUCGCCAACAUUCCCAACGAUGUCAACCGUCUGCUGAAAGACGCCGGCACCGAGAUCAAGUCGAUUGGAGGCAGCACAAGCGCCUCCUCGUCCAAGUCGCAUGUGUACGGGCCCAAGGCUGACUCCAAGAUGGGACCACCGCCGCCACCGGCAGGCGCUGCAGCUACCCACGCAGCACGCCACACCAGCGGAGGCCAGGGCAAGACGGUAGGCAACAAUCAACCGCAACCCCAUCCGGCACCCAGCUCCAAUGGCAGCCAGAACAAGGCGGCCAACAACUACCUCAAUUUGGCCCUGUUCAAUGCCAGCAAGUCCAAGGGCCGGGAGGCCCCGCCCGGAUGCCGCACGCCCAUGUACACGCCCAACUCGCCCAUUUACUCGCCCAGCUCGCCGCAGUACGUGCCCAACUACAACAUCCCCACGAUGCCCACCUACAAGUACACGCCCAAGCCGAGCCAGGCCACCGCCGGAGGCUACCUGCAGAGCAUGCUCGGUGGCGGAGGCAGCGGCAGCGGCGGGGGAUCGCUGUUCCCAUCACCGCCCACGAAGGCCGACCAGAACACCAAUCCGGCGGGAGCAGCUCCGUCCUCCGGCCAUGCCUUCCAGCGUGGCGCCAGUCCCAGCCACGAGGACGCGCCCGAGAAGCAACAGGUGAAGGUCAAGUCGCUGCUCAACUCGUGCAACAUCAACAUCCCCUCCUCGCUGUCGAUCACAAUCUCCAGGGACAACGGCGACUCCUCGUCGGCCAGCAACGGAUCGCAUCCGAAGCACAAGAGUCCCGUCAAUAACUACAUCGAGAUCGUAAAACUGCCCGACCAGCCGCAGGACCAGGGACAGAAGUCCGCCGCCAGCGUCACGGAGGCCCAGAAACGUCAGUCGCCGCCAGCACCAGCACCCGGACGCACUCCACCCCCACAGCUACCCGCAGUCGCAGCUCCUGCUCCAGCCGCCGCCGCCAUGCGGCUGACGCAGCCUCCGCCCUCCAAGGCCAUUCCUUCCCCGCAGCACCUGAUGUCGCGUAUGACGCCGCCACAGUUGCCGCAAACAGCCCCGCCACCCUCGUCGUCGUCUACCGCUCCCCGUGGGAUCACACCCCCCAAGAUAUCGCCCCCCGCCAGCGGCAAGGGCACGCCCCUGAAGACCGUGCUGACGCCCUCGCAGGCGGAUAGCAAGAAGACGCCCAGUCCGGAGAAGCGCAGUGCCGCCCAGAUGGGAAGCCACUCGCCCACCGCCAGCGAGAACAAGUCACCAAAGUUGGCAGGACAGUCGGCACCAGGAUCAGCCACUCCCAACGGAGAUCCGGCGGCCAAGAAGUUCCGACCCAUUCUGCCCCGCCAGAACGCCCAGAUCCCAGACAUGGCCGCCAAGCUGCCCAGCCUGGCGCCCGCCUUCAACUUCAGCCAGCCCCAAAGCCAGGUCCAGACCGGCGCCAAGAAGGUGCCUACCAGCAAGAAGUCCCCCAACGGAGGAGCAGCAGUCUUUCUGCCGCCCCCCCCGAAGCUUCCCAACGGCAGUCACCCGGCGCAGAAGCCGAGUCCUCCGCUGAAGAGCCAACAGACGGGUGGCAAGAAGGCAAACAAGAAUCCCACACCGCCCCCGUCCUCGUCCGCCGCUUUGGGGGGUGGAGUCCAAGGGAAUAUGGGAAAACUUAUGCCUCAUCCCGGUUUGCCGGGAUUAAACGCCCCGCUGAGCAUCGCCUCCAGUGCCGCGGCCGCUGCCGGUCAAAUGGAUCUGAACAACUUCAUCAAGGAGAACCUGAUCAGGGCUCAGGUGGCCCAGGCAGCACAAGCCGCCCAGGCUGCCCAAGCGGCCGCCAAUCAGUCGAAUAUACUGUACAACUUUGCCCAGAUCGGGCACAUGUCCCCGGCGAUGUACAACUACCAGCAGGCGGUUUUCAUGGAACAGCUCACGCGGAUGCAGCGGGCGGGCAACGAGGCGUUCAACGACUACCUUCAGAAGCUGAAGAAUGCGGCCAAUGGCCAGGCAGGCGAUGGGGACCACAAGCCGAUCAUGCCCAUGCUGCCCACCGUCAACCUGCCCAGCCCCUCCUCGGCUACAUCGGCAGCCAGCCCCAAGACCUCAGCCCUGCCCAACGGAAAGCUGACUGCAGCGGCUACAGCCCCAUCCAGCCACACGCCAUCAUCGCUAGCCAAGGCCGGCAGUGGGGCUAGUCCACGUCAGCAGACGGCGGCCACCCCCGCCGCACCCCUCGCGGCUGCCACCAAGAGCAAGUGAACAGCAGCCGCCACCCGUCCAUACCACUCGUUUCCGUUGAGGCGGAAGCUGAAGGGAGUCCGAGUCUGCAUCCGGAGCGAGGUGUGAGAUGGCCAUCAUUAAAGGAGAGGCAACAUCAGAAGCACCAGCAGUAGCAGCAGUGGCUCCUGGAUAGCUGUAAUUAAUAUUUAAAGACUUUGUUUUUAGUUGUACGCCACCCCGUUCUCCAGUCAGAACCAGUACCAGAACCAGAACCAAUUCCCCGCCCUAAUUAUUGUUAGAAGCAACCACCAUGCCACCCCAGAACGGGGUAGCUGGCUCAUGCCACAUCCAUCCGAGCCCCUAGGCUAUAGACCUACAUAUGUAAAUAUUGAUAAUUUUAUCAUCUAACAGAUGUAUACAGAAAAAAAGACACCGAUUCAGAAUCGAUUUAUGCAGAUGCGAUAAUCAUAUAAAUAUAUAUUUAAGUGCUGCGGCAAAAGUUGAGCUAAUCCUAAGUGUAAAUACCAUCCAUUAAAUACGAUUUUAUAUAAUCUUUUUUAC